AUGACCACAUUGCACUGUUCAUCUUUGCAGCAUGUGGUGGCACAGGCACUGCCAUCGGCCACUUUAACCGAAUAUAGAGCUGGAAAAUCGGUCGAAGUCUGGGAUCUCGUCUUUAAGCCUGUCAUAGAAAAAGUAUAUUAUGGCGAAGGCCUCGGAAGCUAUCAAACGGUCCGGUGGUGUCAGCGGAGGCUGUUCACUGCUGGAUACAACGGCUGCGUAUAUGAACUCGAUAGUCACUCAGCCCUUCCUAAGAGCCGGCAACAGUUUACGACCAGUGCGAUAUGGUGUAUGGAAAAGAAUCCGACGGAGACUAAACUUGCGCUGGGAACAGAGGACGGUUCGAUUAUCUUUCUUUCCGUUGAUACCAAUUUGAUAAUCGAAUUUUACUUGACGCGGUCAGAGUCCAGGAUAUUGAGCCUUGCUUGGAGCUUGGACGGCAACAAAAUCGUCAGCGGCUGCGAUGACUGUAUUCGUAUUUGGAACGCUGUCGAUCGAAAGGCGAUCACCCGCAUUAGCGUUGACCGCCAACAGAAAACCGUUAGCACGUCCAUUUGGGCUUUGAAAGUUAUUCACGACUUUAUUAUCGUCAGUGGGGACAGUCGAGGAUAUACGAGUUUUUGGAACGGUGAAACCGGAUGUCUCAUUGACGCCUACAAGAGUCAUAAAGCCGACGUUUUGGCUGUAUGCUAUGAUUCUGAAAAAAGAUGCGUCUAUUCCUCAGGUGUCGAUCCGAUCAUCUGCGAGUAUGUACCGGUCAUGAAAGGAUCGGCAGCUAAACAUCCUAGGUUCAAUUUUCCCGAUAAUGCGUCGCUGCGGUACGCUGAAAGCAUUCGUCGAAACCUGCAUUCACACGACGUCAAAGACUUGACGAUGGCCGGUAAAUGGCUGCUGUCCGGGGGCGUUGACACCUUCCUGGCCAUGAGUUGCUAUCCACCGAAGACCGUUCUUCAUUUUCCUCCUUUCAGAAAGGACGUUGCAAAGUGUUGUGACGACCGUCGCUGUAUCUUAUUCCAGUACAUCGACAGUUUAGAAGUUUGGAAACUUGGAUCUGCCGAAGAAAUUCCGGCGGCCAAGCUUUGUAACGACGGUCAGAGAUUGCGGCUAUUGAAAACUCCUCAAAAGCUGCUUGUGAUCAAAGCCAAAGCUGAACAAAGCAUCCUCUGCAGUGCCUUUAGUCGUUGCGGCAACUUCAUAGCCUACUCAGACAAGCGUUCCACGCGAGUAUUUUGGUGCAAAUACGAAUCGACUGAGGAAGGUGUGAUCUCUUCGUGUACGGUUUCGUCACUAAAGUAUCAUGAGGGCGACAUGGAAUUCAGCGAUGCAAUUUGUUCUCUGGCAGCUGACACAUUCGUAUGCGCUGUUGGACCCUCCCUGACGGCCUUACUGGUCAGUGAACAGCAGUGUACGGUUGUGAGCCGUACUGUAAUUAGCGAUCACCCCGUAAUGGUUACGGCUUUGCAAGGCUCUUGGUCAGAUUCUGUGGUAGCUGCUGCUUUAUCGGACUAUCGCGUUAUCAUUGCUGAUAUUAAAGCGCAAACGGUUUUAUGCCAGUUGCCGAGCUAUGUUGCGGUUGCGAUAGAUCUGUGUUUCAGCUCAGAGUCACACGACCUUUUAGUUUUAUACUCGGAUGGCGAACUAGUUGAGUUCUGCUCCGAUGAAAACCGCUACACUACGUUCUCUCGUACUAAGCUCGAGAAGGCGGUGCAACGUUUCAACUGGAACUGUUCUCCCCUAGGCGUCGUCGCAUCCAAGAACCUGCCCAGUUUGAUCUGGAUCUAUGGCUGUAACCAGUGCCUGGUGCUCGAUCGGAAAAGGAUGGUAAAUAUUGCUGGCAGUGAAAGAGCACCGUGGUUUCGUGGCACUGACCGUUUCAGUUACCUCAUUACGCUGCUCGUUUUGUCUGGCAGUGAAAUGAUGACCGUUGAAAUCGCUCAUGACAAGUUAUUACAGUCCCUACCGCCGGUGCUGAAAAAGAAAGGCUUUGGCACCGGCUGA
Soboliphyme baturini is the source of this 1995-nucleotide messenger RNA. The record is from the annotation of a GenBank genome assembly. NCBI's taxonomy places the organism in Eukaryota, Metazoa, Nematoda, Enoplea, Dioctophymatida, Soboliphymatidae.